GAAAGAGGGAGAGAGAGAGGGAGUGUGCCCCACAUCAUCUCUCCUCCUGUUAUCAUCCUCCGGUGCAACAGUCGUUAUGAAACCGUCUGCGGGCGACAAGCGUCGGAUGCUCGUCUGAUUCUCCUCUCAGUGAAUCUACAGUGCAGGAAGAAGAGAUAGAAACAGAGUGUGUCCGGGCUCCUGUCGGGGAAAGUCCUAAGAAAAUUGGCAAACAGAGUUUAAAAAAUAAAAAAUAAAUCUUACUUUCUAGAUCUUAAACUUCACGAGGAGCCAUAUUGUCUCUCAGAUUCUCCUGCUGCGACCGUGCGUCCGACUGGGACCUGGCGUGUGUCAGGGGGCUAUGGUGACGCGAUGUGCACGCGCUGGUGUGAGGAGAGAUGCGCCAGCGUCAGUGGAGGACGACGGAGGGAUAGAGGAGUGCACCAUUCAUGGCUGGCCAUCGCACUCUUCUUCUCUGUCCUGUGGGGCCAAGUGUCCCCCCAGUGCCCGGACAGCUGCCACUGUGCCUGGGACACGGCCACGGUGCAGUGCUCCGAUGCCGGGCUGCAGGAGGUCCCAGCGGGGAUCCCGCCGGAUACCGUCUCCCUCCACCUGGAGCGCAACUACAUCCGGAACCUCCCGGAGAGCGCCUUCAGAGACCUGGUCCACCUGCGGGACCUGUAUCUGUCCCACAACCGCAUCGACUCGCUCGCCUCGGGAGCCCUGCGGCGUCUGGGCUCCGAGCUGCGCCUGCUGGACCUUUCGCACAACCUGCUGAGGCAGGCCAACCGGGAGGAGUUUGGCUCCACGCGAGCGAAGACGCGGCUCUACCACAAUCCCUGGCACUGUGACUGCGCCCUGCAGGAGCUGAUGGAGACUCUGAACCUGGAGCCCGAAACGGUGAACGGGAUCGUCUGCGAGAGCUCUGUGCGGGGUGCGGGCGAGGGGAGCAGGUGGGAGGAGCCGGGGGCGCAGGGCGAGCACGCAGGUCAACCGCUGGUCAAACUGUUGGAUUCCGGGGUGAACUUCUGCAGCCUGCAGAGGAAAACCACCGACGUGGCCAUGCUGGUGACAAUGUUCGUGUGGUUCUUUAUGGUCAUCGUGUACGUGGUGUACUAUGUGCGGCAGAACCAGGCCGAGGCCCGCAGGCAUUUGGAGUACCUGAAGAGUUUACCCAGCCCAAUCAAGACCCCCACUGAGACAGACACUCUGAGCACUGGUUUCUGAACUUCUGCCGGGCUGUAAUUUUAAUGGAAUAAUCAAACGCCGGUUUCAUGGAGAGCCACUGAAAAACGUCAAAAUCGCAGCGUGGACUUGCUGUAAGAUGACUGUGAGGAACCCAACACAGAACAGCUGUGUUGUGGUGUUGUCAACAUUUCUUAAUGUUUGUUACAGCUGAAGUUUUUCUUACUAAUUUCCUUUCCUGUUGCACUGUUCUCACCUCAAAGAAAAACUAUUUGGAUGUGUACUGGCUUUUACUCACUGUCCCACCUGCAAUGAGAGAAAAGAGCAGAGACAGCAGAAGACGAAAGGACGAAAUAAAAGAAAAUGUCACAAGGAAGAAAUUCUUUAUAGCCGUCUAUCUCCCUCCGCAGUCCGUCCUUCCUCUUUCCGUUCUCCUCCCAGCGAGCCGUGGCCUUUUCUCUUUCAUUACGCUCUAAUUAGGACUCUUUGACCAACUGACCCUUAAUGAACCCUUGCAAGGUCCUAAUCAGGUGGAGUGUGCUUAUGAGGACAAAAAGAAGUGUGUCUUCAUCUAAUUGUGUCAUUGUUUCAUUUGUGCAUGUGUGUGUGUGUGUGUGUGUGCGUUGUUACGGCCCUUUCUACUCUGAUAACACUGAUUGGCGCGGAUGCUAUUCGGGCCUUUUCCAAUACAGGGGCCACAAUACGCCAGUUGUUUCCAUGCCAGUGGAGAGCUGCUGAUCUAAAUUUACUCUCAGGGAGCCAUUAGAGCCCAAGGUGGUGUGGUGAAGCACACGGUCUCUAAGAUGCAGGAAUCAGCUCUCCAAUAUCCGGACAGCUUAGUGUACCGAUUGGUACAGGGAAAAUUUCAACCAGAAAUGGAUUGUCGGUUUAAAUUCGUUUAGUAGAGCCAUUUAUCCUGAGAGACUCCGUUGGCUUAGCUUUAAUUAAUCUCCCGAGUCCUGCGUCCUCGCUGUGUACCAGUUGUUUCCGCCUCCCAUUUUCCACAAAGGCUGUAACUAUAACUGAUUUAUAUUUCUGGAAGUGAGUGCUCUGGUAAUAAAUAGAAUUGUUAGUACAUUUAACGCUUGUGAUGUUAAGAGCAACGCCAUUCCUCACAAGCGGGUGUUUACUGCAGUUUUCCUGCGUAUCCCACUCACAGGAAAUGGAGCAAAACCUGACGGGAUUAACAGCCACCCCCUUUUUUCUUUUUUUUUUCCACUUGACUUCAUCAUAAUCAUAUUUACUGUGCCGCCGCCUCUGGAGCAUUAGAUUCUGAUGGGAGGGUGUAUUGUGUAUAUUUAUUUCUUCACAGUUACAAAUAGAAAUGAUAGAAUGCUUCACUCAAAUUUUUGGUCAGCAAAUUCUUUGUUUAGAGCAACCCCAUAAUCUGAGAAGGCACAAAAUGAUGUUUUACCCCCAGAUUGCUUAUCUUUUCAAAGAUUAUUCGAAACCAAAUGAGAAAAGAAAAAAGAAAAAACACUCUUGUUGAGUAUAUGUUGUCUGUAACAGAUUAUGAGGGUUCAUGGAUGCCGAUGUCGUCUGGUGAUUCCUGAAUUAUAAUUUGCCCAUAACUUGGUGCGACCAUUUUAUCUCCAUCGUCAGGUCAAACAUUUGUCCAAUACCUGGAUUAAGAUUAAAUGACUGCUAAUUCACCAACCUCAACUGUACUUUGUGUCCAGUGCUAACAGGCCAAACUCGUUUUUUUAAGACGGUUAACGGUGAUGGUUAACAUUAUACCUGCUGGCAUUGUCACUGUGAGUGUGUAGCUCAAAGCACAUCUCUCGUUCAUGUUUUUUGUCCCCGAUGGAUUCAAAUGUACAGUUACAAACUUGUAAGUGCCCAUGGAUAUAGUUAGAUAUGACUGUUCUCCAUUUUAGCUGACGUUUUGGUUGGUAAGAGCAGAAGUGAAGCCUAGAGUAGGUCAACUGUCCAUGUACUGUACUGUGCUAAAUGUGUCGUGUGUGUGUGUGUGUGUGUGUGUGUGUGCGUGCGCGCGCGCGCGCGCGCGCGCGCGUGCGUUUCGUAAUCUGGAAUGGUUCAGGUCGGUGUUGUUCAGGAGCUAGACCAUGAGUAGAACGAUGUUGAUAUUGUCACGAUGAAUGUUAAACCUCUCUGGUAUUAGACCAGAGGCUAAAAGAUGAAAUACAUAAAGGUAGAUAUUUGUUCUGUGGUCUUAAAAACUAAAAUGUGGGUUCACUUGAGAAGCACCGUUCACGUGGAACUUAACAUGCGGCGGAUAUUUUCUGAAUGUUACCUGUUUGUCACCGAUCUCACAUCUAACGCGGGAGUUACCCGACUUCACUAAUCCCCUCGAAACACAAGAAACAAGAAUAACCUCUGUGUGUAGUUUCUUUCUGUGAGUAUUCUUUUUUUAUUGGUGGUGUAUUUCUAUUCUGGUGAUUUGUUCUCUCUCCUGUUUCUAUGCCAAUGAUUGUUCAAACAAGGAUAGACUCAUAGAUCGAAAACCAUUACAUUAAAUAAUAAAUGAACUGUCAAAAAGUGAUUUCAGAAAGAAAGAAAAACACAACAGUUAUUAUAAACAAAAUUACAGAAGCGUUGCUCUACUUGGUUCAUAGAAAUGCUUCUACCUUUUAUUGCUACUGUCAGUGGAAAAAAGGCCAGAAGAUGAAGAGAAGUAAUAGAAGUACAGGAAAACAUGAUCAGUUCACAGAAUGAGCUGAUCAUGGUCGGCAGUGUUUCCUAUUUCUACUCUGCCAUGCGAUAAAAUGAAAGGGAAUGAAACUGAAAGACUAUUAUACAUAUAUAAUUAACUAAAUGAUAUGAACUUUCACCACUUUCUUCUUCUUCCAUCACCAUCAAUCAAAAUCAAAAUGGCCCCACAAUUCAUCCAUCGCUCCACUGCCUUUUCUUGAAAUCUGAGUCGUUUCUCCCCCUGGAAAUAUAUCACCACAAAAACACAAAGUGGAGUCGGGGCACAGCACACCACUGCCCUGGAUAUUUCAACAUGGGGGAGAACAAAAGAGGAUAUAAAUAAAAAGCAACUUCAGCCUG
Messenger RNA from Scophthalmus maximus (turbot), 4176 nucleotides. Its product is annotated as leucine-rich repeat-containing protein 3-like. The record is from RefSeq and is a predicted model, not a curated record. Gene Ontology annotation, cellular component: extracellular matrix. Gene Ontology annotation, molecular function: protein binding. The transcript has 2 exons. NCBI's taxonomy places the organism in Eukaryota, Metazoa, Chordata, Actinopteri, Pleuronectiformes, Scophthalmidae. Bases 352 to 1206 code for a protein of 284 amino acids.